Messenger RNA from Andrographis paniculata, 2575 nucleotides. Its product is annotated as probable 1-deoxy-D-xylulose-5-phosphate synthase 2, chloroplastic. Bases 82 to 2289 code for a protein of 735 amino acids. The transcript has 8 exons. Gene Ontology annotation, biological process: terpenoid biosynthetic process. Gene Ontology annotation, molecular function: 1-deoxy-D-xylulose-5-phosphate synthase activity. NCBI's taxonomy places the organism in Eukaryota, Viridiplantae, Streptophyta, Magnoliopsida, Lamiales, Acanthaceae. The record is from RefSeq and is a predicted model, not a curated record.
CCUUCACUUCCCAUUUCUCCAGACACACUUUCACACAGCAUAUACAUACAUAUAUAUUUAUAUAUAUAUAUACACAGAGAGAUGUCUGCCAUUGGAGUAAUAAUCAACAACGGCGUUUUCUGCUCGUCUCUCCAUUACAAUGACCACACCUCCACCUCCAAGCUUUUCUCCGCCGCCAAUCUCCCCGUCGGCGGCGGCGCCGCCCACAACAACAAGGUUUUCAGGAUAGCAGCAGCGCACGACGGCGCCGCCGCCGCCGACCAAAACGACAUCGUUUUAAAGAAAUUGCAGAAGAAUCCGGCGCUCAAGUUCACCGGCGAAAAGCCCUCCACCCCUAUCUUGGACACCAUUAAUUAUCCAAUUCACAUGAAAAACCUCUCCCUCGACGAAUUGGAGAGAUUAGCAGACGAGCUUCGGGAGGAGAUCGUGUACAGCGUGUCGAAAACGGGGGGCCAUUUGAGUUCGAGCUUGGGGGUGUCGGAGCUGACGGUGGCGCUCCACCACGUGUUCAACGCGCCGGCGGACAAGAUCAUAUGGGACGUCGGCCACCAGGCGUACCCUCACAAGAUCCUCACCGGCCGGCGGCCCAGGAUGCACACCAUCCGCCAGGGCUUCGGCCUCGCCGGCUUCCCCAAGAGGGACGAGAGCCCCUACGACGCCUUCGGCGCCGGCCACAGCUCCACCAGCAUCUCCGCCGCACUCGGAAUGGCGGUGGGAAGGGACCUGCUAGGGAAGAGCAACCACGUGAUAUCGGUGAUCGGAGACGGAGCCAUGACGGCGGGGCAGGCCUACGAGGCCAUGAACAACGCCGGAUUCCUUGACUCCAAUCUCAUCAUUGUCCUAAACGACAACAACCAGGUAUCCCUCCCGACAGCCACCGUCGACGGCCCUGCGCCGCCAGUCGGAGCCCUCAGCAAAGCCCUGACUCGGCUGCAGGCCAGCCGGAAGUUCCGCCUCCUCCGCGAGGCAGCCAAGAGCAUGACCAAGCAGAUGGGAGAGCACGUGCACGAGACGGCGGCGAAGGUCGACACUUAUGUCCGGGGAAUGGCAGGGCCGCCGCGAGCCACCUUGUUCGAAGAACUCGGUCUAUAUUAUAUCGGCCCUGUUGACGGACAUUCCAUCGAGGACCUUGUCCACAUUUUGAAAAAAGUUAAGGAAAUGCCGGCGCCGGGGCCGGUUUUGAUCCACAUUUUGACGGAAAAGGGCAAAGGCUAUUCCCCGGCGGAAGCCGCAGCCGACAAAAUGCACGGUGUCGUUAAAUUCGACGUUAGGACAGGAAAACAGGCAAAGAGUAAGUCGAAAACAAAAUCAUACACUCAAUAUUUUGCGGAGUCAUUAGUCGCCGAGGCGAAGCAAGACGACAAGAUCGUCGCGAUCCACGCCGCGAUGGGCGGGGGGACGGGCUUGAACAUUUUCCAAAAGCAAUUCCCUGACAGAUGCUUCGACGUCGGGAUAGCAGAGCAACACGCCGUGACAUUCGCUGCGGGUCUAGCGACCGAAGGCCUCAAGCCGUUUUGCGCGAUCUACUCGUCGUUCCUCCAAAGAGGCUACGAUCAAGUGGUCCACGACGUUGACCUCCAGAAGCUUCCGGUGAGGUUCAUCAUGGACCGGGCCGGGCUCGUCGGCGCCGACGGCCCCACACAUUGCGGAGCCUUUGACACAACAUACAUGGCUUGUCUGCCGAACAUGGUUGUCAUGGCGCCGUCUGACGAAGCCGAGCUUAUGCACAUGAUCGCCACGGCGGCUGCGAUCGACGAUCAGCCGAGCUCCAUUCGAUACCCCCGUGGGAACGGCAUCGGCGCCGAUCUUCCCGCCGACAACAAGGGAACGCCGUUACAGAUUGGGAAAGGGAGGAUUUUGAGGGAGGGGAGCAGGGUGGCGAUAAUGGGGUUUGGGGCGGUGGUGCAGAAUUGUAUGGCGGCGGCGGCGAUUCUCGACCAGCACGGCGUGCACGUGACGGUGGCGGACGCCAGAUUCUGCAAGCCGCUCGACGGCGGUCUGAUCAGACAGCUGGCGAAGGAGCACGAGGUUUUAGUGACCGUUGAGGAAGGUUCCGUCGGGGGGUUCAGCUCGCACGUGGCGCAGUUCUUAUCGUUGAACGGUUUUCUCGACGGCAAGCUCAAGUGGCGGCCGAUGGUGCUGCCGGACAGAUACAUCGACCACGGCGCACAGGUCGACCAGAUCGAGGAAGCUGGGCUCAGUCCGAAGCACAUUGCCUGCACUGUAAUGGCGAUGGUAUCCGGCGACGGCGGAAAGGACAGGCUGAAGUUGAUCCAGUUGGAGUUUUAGAACCUGCUGACGUUGAAAUUGUCGUCGCCGGCGACGACGUACGGACCGGUAAAUUUUCUUGUAAGAGUUCAAGGAAGAAGAGGAAACGUGUAAUAAUGGACCGGGUCGGGUCGGGUCGGCCGGGGUCGGGUUAUUUGUAAUGGGCGGGGGGAAGUGUGGUGUAUUUUAUUUUGGGCUGGGUUAUUGGGUCAGUUACCGGUAAUGUAGAAUGGCUGUGUAAUAUUUUUCUUUUGAAUGAAUGGUAUAAAUAGAAAAUGUUGAAAAAAAUCUAAAAAAUUUAAAAAUA